CGGCGAGUUGGAUCUACUGUGGCAAAGCCGGUCACGGCGAGCUACUCUCCUUCUCAUUGUCCAUCGCUAUAUUCUUCCUCUUCCUCAUCUCACGGGCUGCAGUAGGGGAUAAUCUGAGAGCAAAGAUUUGAUCGAGCAGGUUGAGUAAGAGCAAACAAAGGAAUGGACAGUAGCAUCUCUGCGAAUAAGUUUUAGCUUGCUCAUUCAAAACUCUCAAGUAAUAUCUUAACUUUGUUUAUUUCCAGCUAGAAAUGGAUGAUAUAAAUGCUGAUAACUUGACAGAAGCCGGAGCUUCAUCUAUUUCUGCAUCUUCUAAGAAAACUAGAUUCACUAGUAAUGUUUGGGAGUUUUUUGAAAGGGUUCAAGUUAAUGAGCAUGGAAGUAUGGUACCAAAAAAUAAAUGUGGGGUUUGUAAGGCAUUGCUUAGAGGUGGUGCAAGUGCUGGUACUAGUCAUUUAAGAAGGCAUUUACAAAUUCAUGAAAAAGGGCAGAAAAGAUUAGGUAUAGAUAGUUCUGGAAAUAUCACUAGUUUUGCUUACGAUAAGAAUGUUGCACGUAAAGAACUUGUUGAUUAUGUUAUUAGAGCUGAACUGCCUUUUACUUUUGUUGAAAAACAUGAUUUUAAAGGAAUGAUUAGUCGAGGAUUUUGUCCUCAAUCUCGUUACUGAAGUUACAAUUUUUUUUAUUUCAUUUUUUUAAGACAACUAAGGAACCUAAUCAAUUCAACCAAGAUGUCAUCACCAGUCCUCAAAAUAAACAAAAACUUAGCAGCAAUAAGCACUGUACAUACCUACAAUUCAUUCUCUGCUUGGUAAAAAAAUCCAAGUAUGUAAAUGAAAACUGAACCCAGAAAACAGAGGAACAUCUGGUCCUAUGCUGUUUUCGACUUUACCAGGAAAGUGGUAUACAUUUAUAAAUUAAGCUAUAAGAGUUCUGAAGUCAAUCGCAUAAGUAAGAGUCAACAUCAAUUCCCAAACAAACAGAAGACUGAAAAAGCUCCAAAUCAUACCCACCUUAUCCACCUAAAUUAAAAUGGUAACAGAGAAUAAUAUUGAAGUUGUAUAAAUUGCAAGAUUAUAUGUACCAUCACCUUAAAAACCGGAAACCUAAACUUGUGACGGAAUUCCAAUCUUAGUUCUAUCAAUUUACAUCAACCUCUUAAAGCUUUGAAGCACCGCUAACCUUGAUUCAUACUUCUCCUAGUUUCAACAGCGAUAUACAGUACCUAGGAGUGUUCUAUAUCGAUUUCAAAAAAUACCUCAUGAUUUGACAGACUCCUCUCAUCUUCAGCUCUGGAAUCGUAAACAGAAUCAGAGUCUACUUCCUCCGGUUGCUGUUUUUCUUGUUUUGCUUCAGGAAUCUUCAUCUUCCCCUUCCCCUUUUGCUUCUUCUGUUGUUCUUUCACCGAGUCUGCCGCAACAGAGCUCUUCUUCUUAACCUUCAUUCUUUCUCCUUCAGCAAUAAAUUAACAAAAUCAACUUGACCCAAUACGGUAGAACAACACAAUAACCUUCAAAGAUGCGAUUUUUCGAUUCUCAUUGUAAUCCAAUGAAUCACAUUGAGCAACAAAUAUAGUGAGUAACUUAACCAAAUAAUCAAACAGUACAUCUCAGAAGAACACAAUAAGCUCAAAGUUUGCGAUUUUGGGUUCUAAUAGUAAUAUCUAGCUGUAAAGCUUGGCUCAAAACAAAACCUUACAGUAUGAAAUUGGCAGAAUCAAGCUGAAAGAAAAAGGUAUCGAGAAAUUGAAAACGUUAAUCAAAGUAUCUGUUACCUAAGAAGAAGAACAAGAGAGGCAAGGGCGUCCGAGAGGGUGAGGCGUCCGCGCCGAAGAGUGUACCUCAGGGCCGGCGACGUGGGGAGGGAGAGAGUAAAAGCGGGGAUGUGAGGUUUAGGGUUUUCGGCCUGUUUAAACCCUUCUGGUCAUUUUAGUAGAACGUCUUUUCUCACUUUUUUUAAUUUUAGUGGUUUUAUUAAAACUUUUAAUAAAACCACCGUAUCCGGGGCGUAUCCGGUACGAUACGCCCCGGAUACGCCCGGAUACGUGUAUCAUGAUUUGGAUACGAUUUGGAUACGUCCGUAUCCUAUGUGGAUACGUAAUUACGUAAAUAAACUGGAUACGUGGGGGUACAUUUGGGUUUUUACCCUUAAAAAAAAAAACAAAAACAGAAGACUACAGAUCGACCUAACUCACCGCCGCUUCGCUUAAUCGAUCGUUCACUCGUUCCUCUCUUCUCAUCUUCUUCGCAAGUCGCAGCUACCACCUACAGAGUUCUCAUCUACUUCGUUUCGCUUGGAGCUUCAAUCAAACUCGCUCCGGAUAUGUCUGGUGGUGAAGGAUCUGACUUAGAGGAUUAUCCAUCAAUCAGAGACAGAGACUCGGAAGAUGAAGAGAGUGGUUCCUCUGAAAAUGAGGGUGAGCUCUACACCAGCAGAAAUGAUGGUUUGGCCAUUGAUCAUGGUAAUGAGGAGGAAAGUGAUAGUUCUGGACUUCAUGAAGCAGUCGAGGAAAGUGAUUCAUCUGAAGAUGAGGUUGCUCCCCGAAAUACAAUUGGUGCUGUUCCCUUGGAGUGGUAUCGGGAUGAGAAACAUAUUGGUUAUGAUCUUACAGGGAAGAAGAUUAAAAAGAAGGAAAGAGAAGAUAAAUUACAAUCCUUUCUUGCUAGUGCUGAUGAUUCCAAAAAUUGGCGCAAAUUUUUGGAUGAAUACAAUGACGAGGAAGUAGAAGUGACAAAAGAAGAUAUGAAAACUAUAAAUAGAUUGCUUGAAGGAAAGGCGCCACACGGUGACUUUGAUCCAUAUGCGCCUUAUGUUGAUUGGUUUAAAUGGGAUGACUCAAAGCAUCCACUGUCAAAUGCCCCUGAACCCAAGAGACGAUUCAUUCCUUCAAAAUCUGAAAGUAAACUGGUGAAGAGGUUAGUAUUAGCAAUUCGGAAGGGUUUAAUUAAGCCUACAAAGGAUGAAGAAGAGGAAGAAGAAAGUGUUUAUCCCUUGUGGGGAGACGACUCUAAUUCAACGGAAAAGGAUGGUAGCCAUUUAUCUUACAUUCCAGCGCCAAAGCCAAAAUUGCCAGGGUAUGAGGAGUCCUUCAAUCCUCCUCCGGAAUUCAUCCCAACACAAGAAGAGAUUGAUGCUUAUCAGUUAAUGUAUGAGGAAGACCGCCCUAAGUUUAUACCGAAAAGGUUUACAUCUAUGAGAAGCAUCCCUGCAUAUGAGAAUGCUAUUAAGGAGUGCUUCGAAAGAUGUUUGGAUCUAUACUUGUGCCCCAGAGUUCGGAAGAAACGUAUCAAUAUUGAUCCUGAAUCUCUGAAGCCCAAGCUACCAAGCCGAAAGGAUCUCAAGCCUUAUCCUGUGAAAUGUUAUCUAGAGUAUAGAGGUCACAAAGACACAGUUACAUCAGUUUCCACAGAAGCUUCAGGGCAGUGGAUUGCAUCAGGUUCAUCGGAUGGAACUGUGCGUAUUUGGGAGGUUGAAACUGGUAGAUGUCUCAAACUCUGGGAGAUUGGAGAAGCUGUCACAUAUGUAGCUUGGAAUCCCAAUCCUGAGUAUUCCGUAUUGGCUGUCUCUGUGGGACAAGAUGUACUUAUUCUCAACACUGGUUUUGGGAAUGAAGAAGUACAGAAAAAAACUAAAGAACUUCUUUCGGCUGAAAGACCUACCACACCAGAUGACACGGCUACCUUCGUGAGCUGGAUUCAAGAUGAAACACAUGAGGGCACCAGGUUAAGACAUUUUAAGACUGUGUCUUCAGUGGAAUGGCAUCGUAGAGGAGACUACUUUUCAACGGUGGUGCCAGCAGGCCAAUCGAAAUCAAUUUUUAUGCAUAGGCUCUCUCAGAAGUCUACCCAGACAUUUUCAAUCAAGUUGGGUGGGCUUGCAGUUACUUCAGUUUUCCAUCCUGUUCGCUCCCACAUCUUCAUUUCUACAAAGAAAACUAUUCGCCAAUAUGAUUUGGUGAAGGGAAAGCAAAUCAGAAAGCUUGAUACAGGACUAAAAGAAAUCUCCUCCAUUGCAGCUCAUCCUUCUGGUGAUCAUGUAAUUGUGGGGAGCAGAGAAGGAAAAUUUUGUUGGUUUGAUAUGGACCUUUCAACCAAAAAACCUUACCUUAUUCGCCAGUGGCAUAAGAAGGACAUCAACAAUGUGUCUAUCCAUCGUUUAUAUCCGUUGUUUGCAACAUGCUCUGAUGAUUGCGCUGUACAAGUUUCUCAUGGCAUGGUUUAUUCAGAUCUUAACCAGAACCCUCUUAUAGUUCCACUGGAAAUACUCCGAGGUCAUGCAAGCUCAGAUGGGAGAGGUGUAAUGGAUUGCAAAUUCCACCCAAGGCAGCCCUGGUUGUUCACGGCCGGUGCUGACUCGGUGAUCAGACUUUACUGCGAUUGAGAAGAAAAGAGAUGAAAUUGCAUUCAUACACAGUACUUAUUGAUCUAGCAUCAUCAGUUGGGUCACAAUUUUCUGUGCUCCGAAAUCUAAAUACAUUGUUCAUCUUUUGGAUGUCUAGUAUCAAUAAUUGUUCAAUCCCAAUUUUGACACCAUACAACUGGUCCUUAUUAAAUUUGUUUUCCUUUUCUAUU
Rosa chinensis is the source of this 4571-nucleotide messenger RNA. RefSeq names its product ribosome biogenesis protein BOP1 homolog. Gene Ontology annotation, cellular component: PeBoW complex; preribosome, large subunit precursor. Gene Ontology annotation, biological process: ribosome biogenesis; maturation of LSU-rRNA from tricistronic rRNA transcript (SSU-rRNA, 5.8S rRNA, LSU-rRNA). The record is from RefSeq and is a predicted model, not a curated record. Gene Ontology annotation, molecular function: protein binding; ribonucleoprotein complex binding. The transcript has 18 exons. Bases 2323 to 4380 code for a protein of 685 amino acids. NCBI's taxonomy places the organism in Eukaryota, Viridiplantae, Streptophyta, Magnoliopsida, Rosales, Rosaceae.